Glarea lozoyensis ATCC 20868 is the source of this 2805-nucleotide messenger RNA. Its product is annotated as Acetyl-CoA synthetase-like protein. The record is from RefSeq and is a predicted model, not a curated record. Bases 1 to 2805 code for a protein of 934 amino acids. NCBI's taxonomy places the organism in Eukaryota, Fungi, Ascomycota, Leotiomycetes, Helotiales, Helotiaceae. Gene Ontology annotation, cellular component: cytosol. Gene Ontology annotation, molecular function: acetoacetate-CoA ligase activity. Gene Ontology annotation, biological process: lipid metabolic process. The transcript is spliced from 7 exons.
AUGGCAUCAACAGAGAUGUCAACUCCCAAGAAGCUAUGGGAACAUCCGAACCCGAGAGGGACGGAGAUGUAUAGAUUGAUGGGGGAGAUUAAUGAGAAAUAUGGGUUGCGGUUGGAGACAUUCUGGGAUCUCUACCAAUACUCCAUCACCCAACGCUCUCAAUUCUGGGACCAAACCUUCCAAUACCUCCAAUUAAUCCACUCCGGCACAUACACCCGCGUCGUCGACGAAUCCGCAGCAAUUGAAACCAUUCCCCGAUGGUUCGAAGGCGUACAUCUAAACUUUGCCGAAAAUAUCCUUUACUCUCGCGCCGGCGCAUCGUCGAAACGAGGUACCAAAUAUAAAGAAGAUGCGAAGCUUGCGCUGACAGAGGUGCGGGAGGGUGCGACGGAGAUACGCGAUGUGAGUUGGGGGCAGCUGAGGAGAGAAGUGGGAGAAUUGGCGGCGGCGAUGAAGAUACAUGGGGUGAAGAAGGGAGAUAGAGUUGUGGUUGUUGCGAGCAAUUCCGUGGAUACGAUGAAAGUGUUUUUGGCUGUCACGACGUUGGGAGGGCUGUUCAGUAGUAGUUCGACGGAUAUGGGUGUGCAGGGGGUUUUGCAGAGGACGUUGCAGGUUACGCCGAAGUAUAUCUUCAUGGACGACUUUGCGAUAUACAACGGCAAAAAGGUAGAUCUGAGAGGGAAAAUGAAGGCAAUUGUAGAGGGAAUGAAAGAUGCGCCUGGCUUCACCGGAAUGAUAUCUAUGCCACGAUUUUCCGAACCAGCAGAUAUCAGUGGUGUUCCAAGAACACAAACAGUAGCUCACUUUGUAUCAAAAGCCAAAGGAUCACCCCCGCCUGAAUUCGAACAAGUUGCUUUCCACGACCCUUUCUUCAUCGCUUACUCUUCUGGUACAACUGGAACUCCGAAAUGUAUCGUCCAUUCUGUGGGAGGUUUUCUUCUUUCUUCCGCGAAAGAAACACGACUUCAUGGCGAACUUACGCCAGAUAGCGUGACGUUACAAUACACGACCACGGGAUGGAUUAUGUAUUUCGUGUCGGUGGUAAACCUGCUUGUUGGAGCUCGUUCGGUGUUGUAUGACGGAAGUCCAUUUCAACCUGAUCUGACGACCUUUGUGAAAUUGAUAGGGGAUCAGAAGGUUACGAAAUUAGGAACGAGUCCUAAAUGGAUGUUUGAGAUGCAAAAGAAUGGCAUUAGACCUAGGGAAAUUGCGGAUCUCAGUCAUUUGACGAAUGUCAGUUCUACGGGAAUGGUGCUUUCUGAUCAACAGUUUGAAUGGUUUUACAAUGAAGGGUUUUCAAAAGAUGUACAUUUGUGCAAUAUUUCCGGUGGAACAGAUUUGGCCGGUUGCUUCGGCCAAGAAAACCCUCUCACGCCCGUCUACGUCGGCGGCACCCAAGGACCAUCCCUGGGAACCCCAAUAUCCGUCUACGACUCCCUCAUCCCCUCCGGUCAAGGCUCUCCAAUUCCUCACGGCGAACCAGGCGAACUCGUCGCCCCAUCCGCCUUCCCCAACAUGCCCGUCUUUUUCUGGAACGACCCUGCCGUCUCCCCCUCCCCUGACUCCCGCUACUUCAACGCCUAUUUUGCGAAAUACACAUCCGUCUGGACGCACGGUGAUUUCGUGUACAUACAUCCAGUCACCAAACAGCUAUUUUUUCUUGGGCGCGCGGAUGGUGUAUUAAAUCCUUCUGGUGUGAGAUUUGGGAGUGCGGAGAUCUAUAGUAUUCUGGAAGGUGGCGAGUUUCCUGAGGUGCAGGAUAGUCUUUGUGUGGGGCAGAGGAGACCGGGGGAUGAGGAUGAGAGCGUGAUGUUGUUUUUGUUGAUGAAUAAGGGACAUGGGCUCAGUACUUCUUUGGUGCAGAGGGUGAGAGAUGCUAUUGGGAAGGGGUUGAGUAAACGUCAUGUUCCGAGGUGGAUUUUUGAGACGCCGGAGAUUCCUACUACGGUUAAUCUAAAGAAAGUCGAAUUACCUGUAAAGCAAAUCGUUUCGGGAAAGAUUAUUAAACCGAGUGGCACGCUGCUUAACCCGAAGUCACUAGAAUACUACUAUCGGUUCGCAAAGGUUGAGGAGCUAGAGAGUGGGCUUGUAAAGAGGGACAACGAUCAUGACCCCUCCUACGAACCAGAGAAUCUCAAAAAGUCGUCAACUACCCAUUUCAAACGGCCGCUUAAGAUACUCACAGCCAUCACAUCUCUCACCUCCCUCCUCACUUUCGCCCUCCUAAUCACGACUUACAUCUUCAUCGCCACAGGCCCCUUUACAUACACCUCCAGCUCUAGAGAUGCCACAAGAGAUCUGGCUAUCGUCCUCGCAACCCUCACCCUCCUGACCACACCCCGCCUCUUCCUCCCCCUUCCCCCACUCAUCCCCCUAACCACCGACCUCGUCCUCGCAAUCGUCACCCUGGUCUUCGCCCCCCGCCUCCUCGAUAACGGAUGGCCGGACACCAGUUUCUGCUAUAGAUAUAGACCGUACGAUCCGUCUCGUGGGUAUCAGGAGCCGUUGCCCGAGACGCGGGAGUGUGUGCUGGCGAGGGGGAGGGUGAGGGUUAUGGUUUGUGUGGGGGGGUUGGUGGGGGUUGCUAUCGGGCUGUUGGGCGUCAUGAUGGCGAUUUUGAGAAUAUGGGGAUUGAUCAAGAGCCGGUUCUGGGAGGGGAGGGUGUUGGGUGGGAAGGGUGGGAAGGGCUGGAAGGGGUUGGGGGAUGGGUUUGAGGUCAGUUUUACGUUGAGGGUUGUUGGUCCUGGUGAGCGGAGGGGGGAGGAGAGAAGUGUAGAGGGGGGAAGGGGGAGGAGGGGAGGUUGA